AUGAAAGUCACACGCCAUAAUGAGAGAUGUACAAACAGAAGCAUUACGCUUUGCACCGAUGGCGAAAGCACUGAAGAGAAAAAAGCAAAACAAAACCAGUUGGUGACAAUUCAAGCAAACUUUGGUGGCAAAAACCACAACAAAUUUGAGUCAAACAAAAAAUCAGCUAUAGGCUACAUUGUGCAGAAAAUUAGUGAAAUAAAAAACACGCAGGGAAUCAUGUCAAGCCACCCGACUGGGCAAACUGCAUUCCCUCGCUCAAUACGCGACUCUCAAAAGAGUAAAAAAAUCUGGGGACCGGGAAAAGGCUGGAUUGCAAUGAAAAGAAGGGCACUGUAUGAAGAUGAAGGUUACAUUAGCCACAAUGAGGUGCCACAGCUAGCUUUAUUAAGAACUACAAUUUCCCCUGAAUAUUGUGCUACAAGAUAUGCACAGUUUAAGGAUGAAUGUUAUUGUUAUUGUUAUUGGCAUCUCAUUAUGGUCUUUCUUUACGGGAUCAUUACAUCCGAGUACUAUCUGGAUAAAUCUACCCACAAUCGUCAUCAGCCUGUCUGUUAUUAA
Mucor mucedo is the source of this 561-nucleotide messenger RNA. RefSeq lists its product as uncharacterized. Bases 1 to 561 code for a protein of 186 amino acids. The record is from RefSeq and is a predicted model, not a curated record. The transcript has 7 exons. Lineage: Eukaryota; Fungi; Mucoromycota; Mucoromycetes; Mucorales; Mucoraceae.